GAAAAAACUUAUCCAGACGGGUUUCCUCGGUUCAUAUGACAGCGAGGGGUUGUUGUCAACAAGAAAGGUGAAAUGCAAAACAACCAAAUGCUAUGAACGGGAGAAAUCGACUAUAUAUAUCAUCAACAAAACAAUCAUUAUUUGGAUUUAGCUUUCAACUAUAUAUGUUUAGUUAUGGAGAGUAACGUUGUACAUUUGAACCGCAGAUGAAUGUAUAUUUUGUCCAAAGUGCUUUUGGAUCUGUUGUUAGCUAGUAAGCUAACUCCAGCUAACUAGCUAGCCGGCGAUGUAUUUGUGAUUUGGCUGGCUGGCUAGCUAGCUAGUUAGCAGAUUUUUUUUCUUCCCAAAGUUGUUUUAUGGAGAUAGCUAGCCUGUGCGUUACACAAAUAGUAGUUAGUUUGUCAUUGUCGUGAUUGUAGGUUAGCUAACAAGCUAACUAACCAGUGGCGUCUACAUUGUUAGCUAGCUAGCUAGCCUCGACGUUACCAGGAUGAGUAACGUUAGCAGUCAAAAACGCCAGCAUUUUAAAGGAGCCGAAGUGAGUUGCAGUGUCAAAUACUUCUUGUUUGGAUUUAACAUCAUAUUUUGGUUACUGGGAGCAGCCUUCCUGGGCAUAGGACUAUGGGCAUGGGCCGAGAAGGGGGUGCUGUCCAACAUGGCCUCCAUAACAGACCUGGGAGGCUUCGACCCUGUGUGGUUGUUCAUCGUAGUGGGAGGAGUCAUGUUCAUCCUGGGAUUCGCUGGUUGCAUCGGAGCGCUACGGGAAAACACCUUGCUGCUCAAAUUUUUCUCAGUGUUCCUGGGUCUGAUCUUCUUCUUGGAGCUGACAGCAGGCAUCCUGGCCUUUGUGUUUAAAGACUGGAUCAAAGACCAGCUCAACUUCUUCAUCAACAACAAUGUCAAGGCUUACCGCGACGACAUCGACCUGCAGAACCUCAUAGACUUCACACAGGAAUAUUGGUCGUGCUGUGGAGCCCACGGUCCUAAUGACUGGAACCUGAAUAUCUACUUCAACUGCACUGAGUUUAACCCCAGUAGAGAGCGUUGUGGCGUCCCCUUCUCCUGCUGCGUCAAAGACCCUGCCGAAGACGUCCUUAACACACAGUGUGGCUACGACGUGAGACUUCAAGGGGAGUUGGACCAGCAGAAGUACAUCUACACCAAGGGUUGUGUGGGCCAGUUUGAGAGGUGGCUUCAGGACAACCUGAUCAUUGUAGCUGGGAUCUUUGUGGGCAUUGCACUUUUACAGAUAUUUGGGAUCUGCCUGGCUCAGAACCUGGUGAGUGACGUCAAGGCCGUGAAGGCCAACUGGUGAUGCCAGGACCCUGGGGGGAGGGAGUACUCUGACCUUUGACCCCCAACAUCCAGCUCACCUCCCACUGAACCGCUGAGAGGUGAAAACACAAAGAGCUGUAUACCUCUGGACCUGCCAAGCUGAGAGGUGAAAACACAAAGAGCUGUUUACCUCUGGACCUGCCAGGCUGAGAGGUGAAAACACAAAGAGCUGUAUACUUCUGGACCUGCCAGGCUGAGAGGUGAAAACACAAAGAGCUGUUUACCUCUGGACCUGCCAGGCUGAGAGGUGAAAACACAAAGAGCUGUUUACUUCUGGACCUGCCAGGCUGAGAGGUGAAAACACAAAGAGCUGUUUACUUCUGGUCCUGCUGGGCUCGGUAGCUACAACACAAAACAUAAGUUACUGUCCCAAACUCACACACACUCACAUACUGUUUAUUAUCACGCUGGCCUGGGGACUUACACACACACAGAAGUACACAUACACAUGGACACACAGGGGACUCCUGUGGAUGUCUAGCUCAACUGAUCUGACUUGAGAAACUGGACUCUUUGUUAUUUACACUUUAAUUCCACUGGGUGUGUUUACCUGCUCCAGGAAGAUGCACCCAUUGGCUGGGGAGACGAAUAGAAAGACUAAUAAACAGAUAGAGGACCUGGGUGAAAGCUGAGAAGAGGAUGAAAGGAGAGAUACAACUCUUCUUUUUAUUCGGUCACAUAUAGUCUAUUUCACCUGGUGUCACCUCCACCCUACUACCACUAAGAUUUCAAAACAGCCCUUCAGAAAGGCCUUCCAGGGCUGCUUGUUAGAUACCUACUAUCCCACUUGUACAGCCUUUUUGUUUUCUGUACAAUAUAGAGUGGGCUGCUGACUGACCUACUGGCUGGCUGACAGGAUGGCAUUUAUUCCGUUAUACUAUGACCACUGAAAGACAUUAAGCUCUCUUCAUGUUAGGGUAAAAUUCAGAAAAUUCACAAGAGGGCAAGUCUGGAGUUAGCAAGGCCUUGCUACGGAUGCAUGUCUUUAACCAGCUGUUUUUGAACAGCAUGUUUUAACAUUAAAUAUAUAAUUAUUUUCUUCUGUCCGUCGAUGUUUUGAGUUUAAUCAAACAGACAGACAUAUGGAGAGAGGAUUUUUCUCUCCCAGCAUCCCUGAAGCACAGGGGAUAGUAGGCUCGGGGCCUUUUACUUGAUCUAACCUUUAACCUUAUACUAACGUUAAAUCUACGUUGUACUGACGUCGAGUCUACGUUGUACUGACGUCGAGUCUACGUUGUACUGACGUCGAGUCUACGUUGUGCUGACGUCGAGUCUACGUUGUGCUGACGUCGAGUCUACGUUGUACUGACGUCGGUCUGAUACGUUUAUCCUGUCUCUUCUGGUCUCCACUACCUUUGGAAGCUUGAAUUACAUGACACCCUAGUUGUUAUUCUGAUCUGUCUGACCUGUUUUAUGGAUUUUUACUUUUCUCCUUUCUUCGUUUUUUCUCCUAGUGUUUGUCUGUCUGUUUUAGUUGGACUGGUUUUUAACUUGUUUGUAUUGACUAACAAAUACUUGUUUAAUAUCUUCAUAUAUAAAUAGUAACACAUUUUCUCAAUAUAACAUGAAUGCUGCUUUAUCAUUGUAACUUCUUAGAGGAUUGAUAUUAGUAAGUAGACUUUCCGGUACAUUUCCCAUGUUUCCCAGAAAUCCUGGUUGUAUGAUUCUGUAUUUCCUGUUUAUUCCUUCCUGAUUUCUGGGAACUCUUUCACAACCAGGAUUUCUGGAAAUCUGGGAAUUUGUGGAAAAGUUAACAAAAAUGUUUCAACUCUAUUAGUAUGUUAUUUGUAACCAGGUCUAAAGCUUACAUGGUGAAAUGAAAAUGAAUGCCAUAUUAUUAUUCUGAUCUUUAUUAUAACAGAUAAAGUGGUGGUCGUGCCAUAUUAGUGUUUUUCUACUUGCGUAUUACCUUGUCAAUACAGAGUUUACACUUUCAGCAUACCAGUACAUUUUAAGCACAUUAUCAGAUUUGUAGCAGUAUAUGGUUUGAAUUUAAUUGAAUUUAAUUGUAUUUAUUGGGAUUUGGGAUUUACAUUUUUUGUCUGGCAUGAAGACAUUCCCUGCAGCUUUCGUCUGACCGCCCCCAAAAAAUGUCAGCUCUUGUACACAGUUAUUUCUCCAAUCGUUAACAUCCCUUAGAUAUAUACCUUACCACUGUCUCGCUCUUCCUGUGUAACUCCUCUUGGGGAAAUCCUUCCUGGUUGGGCUGCUGUUGUAAUAACAGGCUUGAUUCUAGCUGUAUUAUCAUUUACUUCCCUGCUUGUCAGAGAACUCAAUGUCCCACUCUUUAAUGCUGUAGUUCAGCAGUAUGGGCUCUGGGUGUUUGUAACGACCGCUUUACUGUCGUUCGUCAAGUAGCCUUGAACGAUGGUUUGCCUGAAUAUGAGAGAUACCAGUUAGUGUGUCAGGCCAGGUUUUUAUGCAAAAAAAAAAGAAAGAUUAUUCUGACGUUAGAACAGGAUAUUUGUUUUAAAGGUCCAGUUCUGCUGUUUUUAUCUCUUGUCAAAUAAGUUCUGGGUAUCAAAUAAAUACCUUACUGUGAUUUGUUUUUUAUUAAAAUUGUAAAAAAAAAAAAAAGAUGUGUGUGUGUAUAUAUAUAUAUAUAUAGUCAAAAAUAGUGGACUAUAUAGGGAUUAGGGUGCUAUUUCGGACACAUUUCUCUCCCUAAGAUAGAUGACAUCAUUCCAGAGGGGGGAAAGAGCCUCCUGCAUAUCAUGAAUGUAUACGUAUGGAUGAAUCUCAAUUGUAUUUCCUUCCAUACUCUCUCCUUGCCUCCUUCUCCAGUCAAAACACAUUGAAGGAGGAGUUCCAAGGGGAAGAUUGAGAUUCACCCUGUCUGUUACUGUUUGUUACUAAGACCUGUUCCAAUGCAUUUCACCCUACCAUGUCAUCACUACCUUUUAGCAGUGCAAUGAAAACACAUCUGAUGUGAAAAUAAGAAAUGUGAUUUUUUUUUUAACUAAGAUCUAGUUUUAGCAUUAUUUCAUAUUUUGUACAUGAAAUCAAAUAGUUACAUUCCAUUUUCAGGUAUUUGGUUUACUUCCUGUUUUACUUCCUGUGUACUUCCUGUGUAUGUGCAUUGUCAUCUCAGAAAAAAAGGAAUCUGCAAAAUAUAUAUAUAUAUUUUUUAACAUUGACACAUCGCUUCAUAAACGAUUUGCUAGAUUUCAAAGCACAUCUGUACUGUAGGUCUACCCAAGUUCCUGCUGUCAGCUACAAUCUUCUUCUCAUUGAUAAUACUGAUCUAUUAUAGAGACACAACAUUGUCUCCGUGUUGUAGGUUCACAUCAUACAUGUGCAUUUAUCAAUGAUUUCUAAUACAUACUGGUGUCUGGUGUUUCACAGAACAUGACUGAAGUAUUUCUCUGUUUUUAUCAAAUGAAAAGUAUGUCUGUGGUUACUUACUGUUGUCAUUAACUAACCUGUUUGGUGGGGGUUUAAAAAAAAAAAGAAGAAGUUUUAUUUGUAUUUUUAUCUCAAAGCCUUUAAGAUAUUUUCUUUAUGUUCCCCACAUUGCUUGUACAUUUCCAGAGUCUACCUCAUUUUCUUUAGAGAGGUGUUCUUUUAAAAAAAGCUAGUGGUUUGGAUUUGUACCGUCGCCUGUCAGAAAGACGCUGAGAGGUGUAAGGAAUCUCAACUGUUUGUUAAAACCUAUAAGAGCGUCAUGACAGAAAGACGACAGUAAGGUCCAUAAGUUACAACAUGCAGGUGUUUUUCUAGGGUUAUUUCUACUUUCUGAGGACGAGCUACAUGACAGAAUAGUGAUUUAAGGUUCAUUGGUCAAAAUGUUUUGACAUGGUUUGUUCCUGGUCUUGAAAUGGUCUUGUGUAAUAUCUACCACCGCAGUGACAGUACCAUGCCUGUCAUAGCCAUUCCCCUUUUAAGAUGAUUCCAAAUUAUAUUUGUCUUCUUUAUUAUUAUUUUAGAAAAUGUAACAUUCUUAUUGUAGCAUUUGUGUUUUGUUUUUUUUUGAGAGAGAGAAAUUUUGAAAAAUGUUAUUUCUCUCAAUUUCUUGAAUUCCAUUUUGUUAUUAAUACAGCUGGAAUGUAAAAAAAAAAUAACAUAAAUAAAAAAUGAUAUUAGCCCUUACAUACCUCUAAAAGUGAUUCAUUUUAUUUUAAAUGUUUUGAUUGUCAUUACGUUAACGUCUUAAAGGAUAGUAUUGCAAAGAAAUGCUGAUAACGAGUUAGAUGCCUUUUUUGAUUGGGGGACAUGGUCUGUUACACACUGUACAUUGUGUUAGAAAUAUACUUAUUUUUCAGACUAAAUAAAAAGGAUUUAUGAAAAUCA
This is a messenger RNA of Salmo salar (Atlantic salmon), 5625 nucleotides long. It is a transcript of the gene tspan17, whose product is annotated as tetraspanin 17. Gene Ontology annotation, cellular component: plasma membrane. The record is from RefSeq and is a predicted model, not a curated record. NCBI's taxonomy places the organism in Eukaryota, Metazoa, Chordata, Actinopteri, Salmoniformes, Salmonidae.